AUGUCUGGCAUCACCGACUGGGUCAAGCCUGGCGACACGUCCGGCGAGUUUAAGCGCCAGGUCAGCUCCUUCAGGAACUUCAUCUCCAAGGAGCCCGGCGCCAAGUUCCCUCCUGAGAAGGGGAGGUACCAUCUCUUCGUGUCAUAUGCCUGCCCCUGGGCCCACCGAACUUUGAUUACAAGGAAACUCAAGGGCCUUGAGGACAUCAUCUCCUUCUCUGUAGUUCACUGGCACCUAGGCAACCAAGGCUGGCGCUUCGCCAAAGAAGGUGAGCCCGACAUCCCCGGCGACAACGUCAUCCCCGACCCCAUCCCCGGCCACGAAGCCUUCACGCACCUCCGCGACGUCUAUUUCGAGUCUGAAAAGGAGUACACCGGCCGCUUCACCGUGCCCGUCCUCUACGACAAGAAGCAAAACACCAUCGUCAGCAACGAGAGCAGCGAGAUCAUCCGCAUGUUCUACACCGAGUUCGACGACCUCAUCGACGAAAAAUACCGCGCCCUCAAGCUCUACCCCGAGCCGCUUCAGAAGAAGAUCGACGUGGCGAACGAGUGGACGUAUGAUUUGAUUAAUAACGGCGUGUAUAAGUCGGGUUUCGCGACGACGCAGGAGGCGUAUUGUAGGAAUGUUGUGAACCUCUUUGAGGCGCUGGAUAGGACGGAGAAGCAUUUGAAGGAGACGGAGAGCGAGGGGCCGUAUUACUUUGGUAAGGAGAUUACUGAGGCUGAUAUCCGACUCUAUGUCACGAUCGUCCGCUUUGAUCCCGUCUACGUCCAGCACUUCAAGUGCAACAUCCGCGACAUCCGCUCCGGCUACCCCUACAUCCACAAGUGGCUGCGGAACCUUUACUGGAACCACCCCGCCUUCAAGGAUACCACCCAGUUCGACCACAUCAAGUGGCACUACACCAAGAGCCACACCCAGAUCAACCCCUACAGCAUCACUCCCGUCGGACCUCUUCCCAACAUCUUGCCUCUGGGUGAAGAGUGCAAUGCUGUCAAGCAGUAA
This is a messenger RNA of Scedosporium apiospermum, 1008 nucleotides long. RefSeq lists its product as uncharacterized. Bases 1 to 1008 code for a protein of 335 amino acids. Gene Ontology annotation, molecular function: glutathione transferase activity. The record is from RefSeq and is a predicted model, not a curated record. Lineage: Eukaryota; Fungi; Ascomycota; Sordariomycetes; Microascales; Microascaceae. The transcript is spliced from 6 exons. Gene Ontology annotation, cellular component: cytoplasm.